AGGGCUCAGCAGUCCUGCCACUUGGAGCACAUUGCAGGACCAGCGCCUUACACCACAUUUCAAUUAACGUUCAUACAAGGGGGGGGGUGAUUUGCUUGUGUCACCCUCUGGGUUUGUCAGAUAUCAGGCGCUGCUGUAAAAUGCACCUGUUUCCCCAGGCUUGUGGUAUCUAGGUUGAUAUACGGUGCCCAUCGCCACGGGCUCUGAGUGCAUUUCAGAGGACCUGAAAGGGGGAUUCCGUGUUGGGGAGGGUGGAUGAGGAGGGAGAAUUGUUAUUGUUAUUUCUAUUCCCCUAGCACCCAAGGGCCAGUCUGGGAGCUCCGCAGGGGCAGGUUUGCUCAGGCCUGGGGGGGCGGGGGGCUGGACGGCGGAGCCUGCGCCCCUCCUGCCCAGCGGAGAGAAGGACGCCAGAGGGGAAACCGAGCAAGCAGCUUUUCCAACUCCGGCCCGCCUGCUCCCAGCCGGCUCAGCCCUUCCCAGCCGCGACUUUCCCCCGGUCCCUUAACGGUCUUGCAGCCUGGCUCAGCACUUUGCUCACACUCCCUUGCGCUGCGAUGUGCGUCCCCCCCCUGGCUGCUGUGUGCGCGGUGCAAGGGGCUGGCGGCCCCACUUCCACUCCGGCCGAGGCGAAGGAAACCUCCAUGCUAGAGCCAUAUCACAUCCACUCCAGCAACAACAAACACCUCAAAGCCCGGAGCUGCUCUUUUUGCUGCCUGACUUUGCCUCAAAUUGACAGAGGAGGCUUUUUAAAUCCAGCUCCCCUGCCCCCCAUCCCAGCCACUUACCAAGUGAUUUGCUGUGAUGGAUUUCAGAUGGACAUGGAAUCUACAUAACAGACUGACGGAAGCAGAGGGACAGGGACGCUAGGUAGUCAGCAACAGGCAUCUAAAGGAGAGUGUAAGGCAUAUUCAGCAGAACCUGGUCUAGCCUAAGAAUUUGCCUAGAAAGUCCAGAAGCACAAGAUGACAGACGAGCCCAUUAAAGAGAUUCUGGGAGCUCCAAAGCAUCCUGAACCUGUAACGAUGGAGAAGAGCAAUAACAACGACUGCGUGGUAACCACUGUCCCUUUGGUCAGUGAGUGCCAGCUGACUGCAGCAACUGGAGGAGCGGAGCUGUCCUGUUACCGUUGCACUAUCCCCUUUGGCGUGGUCAUUCUUAUAGCUGGAGUGGUGGUCACCGCUGUGGCGUACAGCUUCAAUUCCCAUGGCUCAAUCAUCUCAGUGUUUGGACUGGUCCUCUUGUCAUCUGGACUCCUCUUGCUGGCUUCUAGCGCCUUGUGCUGGAAAAUCAGGCAACAGCACAAGAAAGCCAAAAGGCGGGAGAGUCAGACAGCGCUUGUGGCGAAUCAGAGAAGCUUGUUUGGUUAGAGACUACCAGGAAAACCGCAAACAGAAGAGAGCUCCCUUGUAAGUCAAUUUGACUAUUUAUUGAUAAGUCAGACCGCAGGAAGUCUUUGACUGGAUUGGAAUGAAAAUGGGUUGGAUUGAGAGACUCUAGGAGCAUCUUUGGAAUUGUUAGUAUCUGUCUUUUCACAGACUUACAGACAGUGAUAUUUCUUCCAAGACAGAGGGGGGAAAAAAGGUGGAUUUUUUUUUUCUUCACAGAAAAAAAAUGUGUCAUGACUUAUUCUUUUGACUGCAGUUAACACUCAGAUACUAUUGGAAAGGGAGCCCGGUGAACAAUCAAGAAAAUAACUUAACCUGAUCUGAUGUGCCAGAAACCUGCUUAAAAAUAAUACGCACUGUGAGGUCUGACCAAGGGAGGAGUUGUAGCAUUUGAACAGAUGACAAAAAAAAAAAAAAAA
Mauremys reevesii (Reeves's turtle) is the source of this 1804-nucleotide messenger RNA. RefSeq names its product transmembrane protein 100 (gene TMEM100). The record is from RefSeq and is a predicted model, not a curated record. Gene Ontology annotation, biological process: cellular response to BMP stimulus. The transcript has 4 exons. Lineage: Eukaryota; Metazoa; Chordata; Testudines; Geoemydidae. The coding region runs from base 963 to 1367 and encodes 134 amino acids.